AAUUUAAUUACUCCACCUCAUUGUCUCCUCCUCUGACCUCUACUCUCCCAUUCUCAAUUCUCUAACCCACUCACCUGCUUUAAUUCAAACUCACUCUCUCUCUUUCCUCUCUGCUCUCAAUUCUUCUGCAAUUCUUUGCUUUUUCCGUUAUCAAAUUUACCAUCUGGGUAUCUUCCACAUUUUUAUCAGUACAUGAUCAAUCCUGGACAACUUGCUUUUCUAUUUUAACCUAGCAAUACAGAAGACAUGCCGAGACUCAAGGGAUCGGAAGGGCCUCAAAGGCCAUCACCUACAUUUAGAACUUCACGACAUCUUAGAACUUCCAGCUCUGAUUCUGAUCCUCUUCAUCAUCGUCCAAUCACAGAAAGAAGCCCGAGGCUUGGGGACCAUCGAUCCCUGAGGGGGACUCUAUCAGAGCCGCUUAAACCCAAGAAACUCGGUACCCGUAUCACUGAUCUAGAAACUCAACUGGUACAAGCUCAGCAUGAGUUAAAGAAUCUGAAAGACCAGUUAUCUUCUGCUGAAGAUGCAAAGAAACAGGCCCAAGAAGAACUACAUAAGGGUGGCACCAAGAAGCAGCAGGGUGUAACCAGAAAAGUUGUUGGGCCAGCAAAGCCCACUGCUGUUGCAGCUAUCCCAAAGAACUACUCAAGGGACAAGCCUGGAGAUGAAGAUGUUGAUCAAGAAACCGAUGUAUUUGAGGUCCCGAUAGAGAAAAUGUUAGUCGAACCAAAGGAGGCUGAAAUGAGCCACUGUUCUGUUAAGUCAGAAGAAUCUUCAAUAUCAGAACCAGAAAAGCCUUCAUUAUGUGAUGAAGCAUCUUCUAAGAAUAAGAAGAAUGAGGAGAUAGAUCAAAUGAGAGCCAUGAUGGAUGAAAAAGAGAAAGAAAUACGGGUUGUAAUUGAAGAAAACGAGACAAUAAAGAAGAAGUUAGAUGAUGCAAAAUCAGAGAUAGACUUGGGUCGUAAGAGAGAAGAAGAGAUGGUAUCAAAAGUGAAACAACUAGAACAGGACUUACAAGUAAGCAGAGGAAAAGAAGUGCAGUUAAAGGAAAAACUAGUUGAUGCGGAAGCAGCAAAGGAAUUGUUAGAGAUUGAGAUGAAAAAGAUGAAGGUGCAAACAGAUCAAUGGAAGAAGGCAGCUGAUGCAGCUGCUUCUGUGCUAGCUGGUGGGGUAGGGACAAAAGGACGAAUUUCUGAGAGGUGUGCUUCCAUGGAUAAUCAUUUCAACAGCAUUUUCGAGCCACCACCCAUCACUGGGUUUGGUGGUUACCUUGAAGACCCAGAUGACAGUUUCGGGGGAGGAAAGAAAAAGGGGUCUGGUAUUAGGAUGCUGGGGGACUUGUGGAAAAAGAAGGGCCAGAAAUAAGUCCGUUGCGUCCCUCGUUCUUGAGGGCUCCUGUUCGGUUUGUCGUUGUGGAGCAAAAUGGUUUCUUACCAUUUCCAAGCGUUUCUUUGUAGUUAUAGUAAUAGCCUUAGAUUCAGAUUUAGAUUUAGAUUCGUCUGUGAUGAUGUAUUAGCUUGAAGACUAUGACUGUCCUAUUAUCCCAAUCAUAUUUUUACUGUCUCGGAGUGAAAUGAAAGAUAUUAUCAUCUUCACUUUCCAGGUAAA
Spinacia oleracea (spinach) is the source of this 1611-nucleotide messenger RNA. Its product is annotated as interactor of constitutive active ROPs 4. The coding region runs from base 247 to 1368 and encodes 373 amino acids. Lineage: Eukaryota; Viridiplantae; Streptophyta; Magnoliopsida; Caryophyllales; Amaranthaceae. The record is from RefSeq and is a predicted model, not a curated record. The transcript has 3 exons.